Molecule: messenger RNA, 779 nt
Organism: Symbiodinium sp. CCMP2456
Lineage: Eukaryota; Dinophyceae; Suessiales; Symbiodiniaceae
Source: the annotation of a GenBank genome assembly
GCAUUGGGUAAAGCGCUGUUCUUCGAUCCGCGUCUAUCUGGCAGCGGUCAGAUUGCGUGUGCUUCGUGUCACGAUCCCGACUUGGCUUGGACCGAUGGACGCACGACCAGUUUCGGUCAUUCGCGAAAGAUGCUGGCUCGGAACGCUCCGACGACCCGUUUCGCGGCGCAUCAAGAGACUUUCUUUUGGGAUGGCCGGGCCGAUACGCUUGAAGGCCAAGCCGUUGCCGUGCUGUUGAAUCCAGACGAAAUGCAUGCCAGUCGCGAUCAUGUGGUGCAGACAGUUUCUUCCAUUACGGCCUAUCAAAAGCUGUUCGGCGAAGCGUUCGGAGACGAGGAAGUUACCCUGCAGCGUGUCGGUCAGGCCAUCGCCUGUUUCGAGCGAACCGCCGUCAAUGGCCGAACGCGAUUCGAUGCGUUUUUGAAAGGGAAGACCGACGCGAUGUCAGACAGUGCGAUUCGUGGAAUGGAUUUGUUUCGCCGCGAAGCACGCUGUAUGAACUGCCAUCAUGGCCCGCUGCUCAGUGACGGAAAGUUUCAUGAUGUCGGCCUGAGCUACUAUGGCCGGAAGUACGAAGACUUGGGCCGCUUUGAGAUCACCGGCGAAGCAGCCGAUGUCGGUCGAUUCCGGACGCCGGUGCUGCGUGACGUGACUUCGACCGAACCACUGAUGCAUAACGGAUUGUUUCAUUUGCCAGGCGUUUUGAACAUGUACAACGCCGGCAUGCCAACCCUGAAGCGGAAAGAGCAUCAGCAAGCGGACGAGCGUUUUCCGACCAA